Messenger RNA from Anastrepha ludens (Mexican fruit fly), 5534 nucleotides. It is a transcript of the gene Dmtn, whose product is annotated as transmembrane and coiled-coil domains protein 2. NCBI's taxonomy places the organism in Eukaryota, Metazoa, Arthropoda, Insecta, Diptera, Tephritidae. Bases 908 to 3013 code for a protein of 701 amino acids. The transcript has 14 exons. Gene Ontology annotation, cellular component: endomembrane system. The record is from RefSeq and is a predicted model, not a curated record.
UGUUGUGGAUUUGUACGAACAGAGUUGCGGUUGAGUCAAUCCGAUUAGGAGGCGUAAAUUUCUGUAGUGUCGAAUUGGAAAAGCAUUUAAUUUAGCAAAGUAAAAAUAAAACAAAGUGUAUAAAUAAAUAUAAUACAAAUGUUAUCAACUGCGAAAUCUUGCAGCGGUUAAACUAUAAAACAGGAGCCACGUUCACAGUUUUUUUCUAAAUUUUUAUUCAUUCACUUUAUUUCGUAUAAGCGUUCGGUAUCCCGCAGCGUUUAUUAGAUAUUUCACUUUUCGUUUAACUUGCAACAGCCUAGUUUUGCGAUUGAUUUGUGCAGUUUUCAGUGUUGAGAUUAAAAUAGAAAUCCAACGCGUGGCGUUAGCGCUACGAAAAAAUAACAUGCAUGAUUUAGUUAAAGCGGAAAAUAGUGCAAGGAAAAAGUAAGAAAAUUGAGCGGUUAGUUUAUUUUUCAUCACCCGUGAGAAGGAAAGAGAGCUAGCGAAAAUUUGCCAGCCAAGUGUGUAUAUUUGUAUAAAAAGUGUGAAAUACACACAUAUUAUUGAAUUAAAUUGAAUUAUGUGGUGGGUUGAAAUGUAAAGUAUCAAAAAAGCGAAGCGUCCAUUAGAAAGGAGUGCCGCUUAUGUUGCUGGAACAAAGUGUUAACGAAAGCAACACAAAAAUGCAUCGCAACAAAAAGGAAUAAAUGACAAACAAAAAAGGGCAAUAAAACUGUAAACUAGCGAAUGUAUCUCAACGGAAUUUGUUACACGCACAAGAGUGCUAGAGGAACUGAUUGCACAGCAGCAGCGUAGUAAGUGCAACCAGUAGUAAGUAUUACCGGAUAAACAGCCACUCAAAUCACCACCACAAAAACAACAGCAGCCACAGCAACAAGCGACUUGACUAUGAAUUGACAAAGGUAUGGACUCAUUACACGUGACGAGUACUGCUGGUGGUAGUGGUACACAAUUAUCGUCAUUACUCUCGACAACAGCCAAUAUAGCCACAACGUCGACCGCCAAAGAUCAUCAUAAUCUGUUGUUGUUAAGUCAAAGUGGAGGAAGCGGACAGUUGCGCAUAAGUAGAUCUCCAUCGGACGCACGCAGUUCCGAACAAAUGUCACGUGAACGUAAUCAUCGCGGUGACAGCACCGACUCGGCGAGUCACGCCGACAGAACAGCAACAGCAGUGACGUCUGCGACAGUCGCCUCGGCGGCGGUGGGCACCAUCGGCACACUGGGUGGCGCCGGCGCAUCGGGCACCUCCCUCGCGACAACCACAUCGACGGGCGGUGUCAGCAGUUACGGUAGCAGCACGAUGACCGGAUGCAUCGGGAGCGGCAGCAGUGGUGCCACCGUUGCCACAUUUCGCGGUUUCCGCAGCCAUUCGCCAUCGAGUCGACGCAGUCGGGAACGCAGCCGCCGUGAAUUUCAGCGCACACAUGGUUCCGAUCAGGGCGGACUGUUGGCCUACAGUGGUCUGAGUAAUUUAAGCGCCGGUGGCAUCAGUGGCGGUGGUGGUGUUGGUGGAGUUGGCGUUAGUGGCGGUGGCAUUAGCGGCGGCAUAGGUGGCUUCAUUGUGGGCAGUGGUGAUGGUAGCACAAUGGAGAGUAUGGGUGGUGUUGGCGUCGAGGAUUCGCGUUUAUCAGGCACCGAGGAUCUCUGCUAUCAGUCUUUCGCUUCCGACGAACAAGAUGGCUCUCAUGUGGGUGUUGAUGGUAACAAGAAACACCAUCGUCGCCAUGAACGUACCUCCAGUUUGCAAGCGCUCGAUCGGCUUAAUACGAAAAUUCAAUGUACAAAGGAAUCCAUACGAAAGGAACAAACUGCCAGAGAUGAUAACGUGAAUGAAUAUUUGAAAUUGGCGGCGAGUGCUGAUAAGCAGCAACUGCAGCGAAUAAAGGCUGUUUUCGAGAAGAAAAACCAGAAAAGCGCACACAGCAUUUCGCAGCUCCAAAAAAAACUGGACAAUUAUACGAAACGCGCGAAAGAUUUGUCUAAUCAUCAAUUUGCGAAUAAGAGCCAACAUCGGCAGCCACGAGAAGUACUGCGCGAUGUGGGCCAGGGGUUAAGAAAUGUCGGUGGCAAUAUACGCGAUGGCAUAACCGGGUUUUCCGGUUCGGUGAUGUCCAAGCCGCGCGAAUUCGCACAUUUAAUUAAAAAUAAAUUCGGUAGCGCUGACAAUAUUAACCAAAUGUCAGAAACUGAAAUCAACAACAUUAACAUGCCAGUCAAUGCUGAAUUGAUUGGUAGUUCGACGCCGAAUAAUAACAUUGCGGCCACCUCCACCGGUUCUGGUAAUACGGGUGGUGCGGGUAGCGGUAAAUUUAACAGCGAUAACGGCAGUGAGUGCAGCAGCGUUACCAGCGAGAGUAUACCAGCAGGCUCUGGCAAGAGUCAAUCGGGUGCGAGCCAAUAUCAUCUUGUGCUCAAAUCGCUCUUAACUGAAUUGACUGAACGUAAAGAUGAAAUCGAAAAACUGAAAGAGCGUGUUGAACGAUUAGAGACUGCACAAAAGGAAUUCAAUAACUUAACUGCAACACUGGAAGGUGAACGCUACCGCGCUGAAAGUUUAGAGGAGCAAAUUAACGAUUUAACCGAACUGCAUCAGAAUGAAAUUGAAAAUCUGAAACAAACAAUUGCCGAUAUGGAGGAAAAGGUGCAAUAUCAAAGUGAUGAGCGUCUGCGCGACGUUAACGAAGUACUGGAGAAUUGCCAAACGCGGAUUUCGAAAAUGGAACAUUUAUCACAGCAGCAAUACGUGACCGUCGAGGGUAUAGACAAUUCGAAUGCACGUGCGCUCGUCGUCAAGCUCAUUAAUGUCGUCUUAACGGUGUUACAAGUGGUAUUGUUAUUGGUGGCGACGGCGGCGGGUAUUAUAAUGCCGUUCCUGAAAACGAGAGUGCGCGUGCUGACGACAUUCUUGUUCAUAUUCUUCAUUAUAUUUGUGAUACGACAAUGGCCUGAUGUGCAGGACAUCGGUGCUGGACUGAUGCGACAUUUAAAGGAAUCAUUGGUUGUUAAAUGAAGUACAUAAAUGGCGCUUGUAAACAAGAGACAAAAACAUACACAAACACACAUACAGACACACACGUGCAUACAUGCAAUAAACACACUGGAAGAGGAAGCAGUAAUGCAUAGAAAUAAAUAGCAGCAGCAGCAGAAGCAGCAAAUAUAUGCGUGUGAAUGUAGCAGCAAUUAGUUAUAUAAAUUUUGUUAUUUUUUAUUAGCUGUUAGUGGCGUUAGGAAAAUGUGAAAAGUAAACAAACAGAUUACAAUGUUAAAAAAUAAUAAUUAUAAUAAUAAUAGUAGUAAUCCAGCAUUUAGCCUUAAAAGCACCCGUCUUGUACAGAUGCACUGUUGGGACUGGCAAAUGUGAGUGCGCGUCUGGCGUAGUAGACAUAUUUGUGCAUACAUGACCUUUAUUUCGAUUUUGGAUUUGUUUGAGUGGAAAAGAAGUUUUUCAUUAAUGUUCAUCGACUUCAGCUUUUGUGUGGAAAUUUUAGAUUAGCCGCUGACACAUGCGUUAUGCUGCUUACGGUAUACCUCAGUUGCUUACUUUAUACCUACAGCGGAUAUGUAUGUAUAUAUUUGAGUCUGAGCUGACAACUUUGGUAUUGAUUAUGCAAUGAUUUUAACAGAAGCAAAUGUCUUUUUAGAUGCCCUUAAAGGAUGAUCAGAGACUAAAUUAAAGAAUUUUCGAACUUACAUUUGUAUAUUUCAACCAAAAAAAGUUGUGUAGACCUCGGAAAUAUUUUAUAAAGCGUACUUGGUUUUCCUACACCAAAAAAAAAAUACUUACUCUAAACGUUAUCAAUCAAUUUAAAUUUUUAAAACAUGAACUCAUUCUUAAAGUAUAAAUUCGCCUACUUGUUUGAGUAUAAUUCAUGUGAAAUUCACUAAUGAAAUUCAUAAUUUUUAACACACCUAAGGGACUAGAGAGUUUUUUUUGUUUGUUUUUGUGAACCAUUCAUGUAUUUGAAUUAAAAGAGUGUACAAGACUUUCUAUGAACAUGCAAAUUAAUUUUUUUACGGAAGAAUAAAUUUUAAUUGUUAAAGUUUAUUAUCAAUUGUGGAUUUCAAAGAUCUUCUGUCAAAAGUAUUCAACAUUUUUUAUAGCAGCUACUUCAGCACUCAAAAAAUUUAUAUUCAGAAAUGAAAACAGCGGUCAUUUGUCAAAUACUUUAAAAAUUUGUAAAUGGAACAUAAUCAAAUAUCAAAUACGAAGUAUUUUAAACUCAAGCAUGAAAAAUGCAAAAUUUUAUAUAAAGUGCGAGAUUGAAUUUUUGUAGAACACACAUACAUACACAUAAUUUAAAUGUAAUGAAAACAUAAACCUUUCUUUAAACUCUCCAUCUCCUUUUUAUAUCGAAUGAAAAAAUGAAUUUUCGCGGCACUUUGAAAGAUUGUUAUCAACUGUGGAUUGAAAACUUCUCAUAUGGAACGUGUUAAAAAAUGUGUACAUAGAUAGAAGUUGCUCCACGAUUAAAAUGCUUUCUUUAAAAAAUAAUAUUGAAGCGUCCUCAUUAGAAUUUUGUGUGUGGAACGUAAUUAAAAAUCAAACUGUCCCUUGAACUCGUCAAAACAGUAAAAAUUGCAUUUAAAAUGUGCUGCUAAGGUUUAUUAGCAAAUGUGGAUUUCAAAGUAUGUACUUAUUAUGUGGAACGUAUUUCCAAAUUAUUAUUAGAGCUUCUCCAAUUCCUCACAUUUGCUUAAACAAUGUACAAUCCCGCAGAAAAUCAAGCAUGAAUUAUCAAAUGUAGCAUUGCAAAUGGAAUGCCGUGCGGCAUGUAUUCAAAAAUCAAUCGGUAUUUCUUUGAACUUUGGAUUUCAAAAUUGUUUUGUGGACCUGACUAUAUUUUUUUAUUGUACAAAUGAAUAUAAACAGUGUUUUUAUCGUACACAUUUUCGUGUCAAUUACUUUUCAUCUACACAUUUCGUUUGACAAGCAAGUGAGGUUAGGUUAGGUUAUUCUGGCUGGCCGAAGCCACGCAGAGAUCAUUUUAGUCCAUAGCGAUACCAGAUCAGAGUCCUUUUUUGGUUUUUUUUUUGUUGAUUUGAAUAAAAUUUUUUACAAAUUAGCUAUCAUAUUGACAAUUUAAACCAUUUCGAUUUUCAAAUAUUAAUGUCGAAAGAUUUUCAAACACACACAAAUACAUACAACCCAACAAACUUCAGAAAAUUAACUUUUUGCCUUUGAAAAAUGCGCCCCUCAAGUUGAUAUCUCGCAAAUGCUAUAUCAAAUCAUUGAGGAACUUAAAGCUUUAAAGCUUUUUCAAAUUAAGAAACAGCCUUUUUUUACAUUAGAAAAAUGAAAAUGUUCUGAUACAGAAAAGCUUAUUUUUGUUGAGAAUAACUGGAAGUAAAGCUAUACAAUUUAUUUAAAGCUAAAACCUUAGAGGCAGCGAAUGUUCAACGCAAAGACGCGCGCGCACACACACAUACACAAGAAUGGAUAGAAUGGGAUAAAUUAUACAUACAUACAAAUUUAAGGCAAGGUUAAUGCAUAAGAUGACUCCUUUUUUAUAUAUACCGAGUACAUACAUACA